Molecule: messenger RNA, 2159 nt
Organism: Populus trichocarpa (black cottonwood)
Lineage: Eukaryota; Viridiplantae; Streptophyta; Magnoliopsida; Malpighiales; Salicaceae
Product: probable glucan endo-1,3-beta-glucosidase A6
Exons: 3
Coding region: 388-1785 (465 amino acids)
Biological process (GO): carbohydrate metabolic process
Cellular component (GO): plasma membrane
Molecular function (GO): hydrolase activity, hydrolyzing O-glycosyl compounds
Source: RefSeq, a predicted model, not a curated record
CACUCUCUCAUUUCACUCUAUUCUUUCUGCGUCUCCCUCGACCUCUUCUUCCUUUCUCUAUCCUUAUCACAAAAGCUAAAGACAGAAAAAAAAAAAAAAGAAAAAGCGACAUAUUCCAUGAUAUCACACCUGGCACAUUAUUCCCAACAGCAACAAAAGAAGCCGACAUCACUAUAGCUUUGAACACAACAAGUUAUUGCCUUGGUCAGUGCUCUUGUUGAGCUCCCGUAUCAUGUUUUUAACCCGCACGCCUCCCUAAAAGUCUAAAACCCCUUCUCUCUUCAAUUCCUUGGAACCAUUCAGAUCCACUCUGUUAUCUCCAUUCUCUACAGGUCCUUCCUCUGCUCAUUCUCCAUAACCGCUAAAAUAACUUGAAGCGAAAGAGCAAUGAUGGGGUUAGGUUUUGUCCCCAUCUUCAGUCUCGCUCUCUUAGUUUCCAUUUCAAGUGCAGAGAUCUCUAACAAGGUGGGCAUAAACUACGGUCAGCUAGGAAACAAUCUCCCAUCUCCUUCAGAGUCAGUGGAGCUACUCAAAUCUCUCAAAGCCAAACGAGUCAAGAUCUAUGAUGCCAAUCCAGACAUCCUUAAAUCCCUCAAAGACACCGACAUCCAAGUUUCCAUUAUGAUCCCUAACGAACUCAUACAAAACAUCUCCAAAAGCCAAUCUCUCUCGGACCACUGGGUUAAAACCAAUGUCGUCCCUUACUACUCCGAUGUCAAAAUCCGAUAUCUCCUCGUCGGGAACGAAAUCCUCACAAAUCCUGACACGGGCACAUGGUUCAACCUUGUACCUGCCAUGCGCCGAAUCAAAGCUUCCUUAAAAACCCACAAGAUCACAAAAAUCAAAGUCGGCACCCCGUCUGCCUUAAACGUUCUCGAGUCUUCAUUCCCACCAUCGAAUGGCACGUUCCGGUCCGAUAUCUCCGGCCCGAUAAUUAAACCGAUGUUGCGAUUCUUGGACCGGACCAAAUCGUUCUUUUUCAUCGAUGUCUACCCUUAUUUCGCCUGGGCCGAUAACCACCAAAACAUCAAUUUAGACUACGCUCUUUUCAAAGCCAAGAACGUAACAUACACCGACCCGGGUACAAACUUAACCUACACCAACCUCUUAGACCAGAUGUUAGACGCUGUCGCUUUUGCGAUGAAACGGCUCGGGUAUCCGGACGUUCGUAUUUUUAUUGCAGAAACGGGUUGGCCUAACGAUGGAGAUAUUGACCAAAUCGGAGCAAAUAUUUACAACUCAGCCACUUUCAAUCGCAAUGUGAUAAAAAAACUCACAACAAAACCCGCAAUUGGAACCCCAGCCCGACCCGGUUGGGUCAUACCCAGUAUCAUCUUCGCCCUGUAUAACGAGAACCAGAAACCGGGUCCGGGUACGGAGCGACAUUUCGGAUUAUUGUACCCAAAUGGGACCAAAAUCUACGAGAUUGAUCUCAGUGGAGACACGCCGUUAUCAGAGUACACAAAGCCCUUGCCGGCUCCGACCAAUAACGAGCCAUAUAAAGGGAAGAUAUGGUGCAUGGUUGCUAAAGGAGUCAACGAGACUGCAGUGGGAGAUGCGUUAUCAUAUGCUUGCUCGCAGGGGAAUAAAACUUGUGACGCGAUCCAGACCGGAAAGGAGUGUUAUAAGCCGGAUUCGUUGUUUUGGCAUGCGAGUUAUGCGUUUAGUUCGUAUUGGGCCCAGUUUAAGAAAAGUGGUGGGACCUGCUCCUUCAACGGGUUAGCUACGAUGACGCCUAAGGAUCCAAGUUUUGGACAUUGCAAGUUCCCAGGUACAACUCUUUGAGGCGGAGCUGUCCAUCUGGGCAAAGGGCAAAAGGAUGCAGGAAGCCAUGAACUGACGAUUUUGGUGUUCUCAUCUUGCAGAGCUUGUGAUUUUGGUGCCCCGUUUAAUUAUUACUUUAUUUAUUGAAAUAAUAUCGUCAAUCUUUUGAGGCCUUUACUGUCCAUAUCUCUAAGGACACUUCAUGAUUCUAUGUAGCGGCACCUAAAUCACCUUGGUCUAUGUUUUUUUUCAUUAAAGAGUCGAUUAAUUUGUGCUAAUUAGGGCAGAUUCUUAAGAUGGUUUCCAAAAAUGUUGAUGGUCCAUACUUUAUUUUAGUUUGUUGUUUAGUUAGUCAUUGUUUUUUAAUAAUAAUAAUAUUCUCUUUAAGAAGGCAA